AUGUGGUACCUCGGGAGUUGGUUGUUCCCCAUCGUCUCAGCAUGCAUGUGGCUGGGCAUGCUCCUCGCGCUCUUCAUCAACUGGGAAGCAGAAGGCCACCCGAUCUACCCGUCGAUGGAAUCGGGCCAGACGAUAGCCUACAUCUCCGACACGGGGGCGUACGGGCUCAAGCCGCUCUUCAUCACGGGGGCGGUCAUCACGACCGUGUUUCUCGACCUUGGCUUCAUGGCGGAGCGCUGGCUCCGGCACGCGGGCCGCCUCGCGCCCAACACGUCGACGGCGCAAAAGGUGCUCUCGGUGCUGGCCAUCAUCUGCGCCGUCGCGGGCGCCGCGGGCCUGAUCCUCCUGUCCAUCUUCGACACGUACCACCACCCGCGCAUGCACGACGGCUUCCUCCUCCUCUUCAUCGCCGGCUACGUGCUGUCGGCCGUGUUCCUGUGCGCCGAGUACCAGCGCCUGGGCAUCCACUACCGCUCGCACCGCGUCCUGAGGAUCAGCUUCUGGGUCAAGCUGACCUUCAUCAUCGUCGAGGUCAUCCUGGCCGUCGUCUUCGCGAGCACGAGCUGGACGGGCAACAGGAACGUCGCCGCCGUGUUCGAGUGGGUCGUCGCCCUCGUCUUCACCUUCUACAUCCUCUCGUUCCUGCUCGACCUGCUGCCCAGCAUCAGGACCAACGGCCACACCCCGCAGGGCUGGGCGCUGAAGGCGGAGAUGGAGAAGACGACCCAUCCGAACGGCGGCGGUCAGCUGCCCGGCGUCCCCUUGACGACCGACAGCGCCGGCCCGAACCAGAACGCCCGUUUUGCCACCCCGGCCGACGACCUCGAAGCCGGCGCGUACAGAGGCACCGCCAUGACCAACCACCACGACGACCUGGGCAGACAGAAGAGAUGGGGAAUCGGCCGCUUCAGGAUCUAA
Messenger RNA from Exophiala spinifera, 918 nucleotides. RefSeq lists its product as uncharacterized. The record is from RefSeq and is a predicted model, not a curated record. Gene Ontology annotation, cellular component: plasma membrane. The coding region runs from base 1 to 918 and encodes 305 amino acids. The transcript is spliced from 2 exons. NCBI's taxonomy places the organism in Eukaryota, Fungi, Ascomycota, Eurotiomycetes, Chaetothyriales, Herpotrichiellaceae.